GAGGCCCCGCCGGGCAGGGCUGGGUGCGGGAUACCGGCCCUGGGGAGGCCCCGCCGGGCAGGGCAGGGUGCGGGAUCCCGGCCCUGGGGAGGCCCCGCCGGGCAGGGCUGGGCGCGCCGAGAUGUCGCCGUGUGGGCUCGGGCGGUACUUCUGCACGGCGGGCCGCGGGCUCGAGCCCUUCCUGGCGCGGGAGGUGCGGGCGCGGCUCGGCGCCACGGAGGUGGACUGCGUCUCGGGAAAGGUGUUUUUCAGCGCGGCCGCGGGACCGGGCGAGCUGAGGAAGCUGCGGUCGGGGGAGCGGCUGUUCCUGCUGCUGAAGAAGCACAGCCCGCUGGCAGUGUCUGGAAACAAAGGGAAAAUGCUACAUGAGAUUAAAAGCCUUGUAAUUGAGGAACCAAGAUAUUGGUUGGAUAUUAUCUCUGUUUGGAGAAACCUUCAUGGACAUGAGGGGAAAAAAGGUGAUGUCGCUCAAGAAAACCCAUUGGCUCUGAAGAGAAAGUCAGAAGAAGAGACAAAUACUGCAAGUAAAAGGCAGAAAACGGAACAAGAGAGAGACGUUGUGUCUGAGGAAUGUCAGGUGGAAGCUGGAGAGAGGGGUGUGGUGCCAGAGAGAAUCAGUGAUCAGGAGUGUCGGACUGAGAGCAGCGCUUCCUCAGAAGACCCUUCCAAAGACAGUGGAGAGAACUGUCCUGCAAAUGAACAGCUUAGCUUCAGUUUCAGAGUGUCUUGUCGUUGUAGUGGAGCAAUUGCCAAAAUACUGACUUCACAGGAGAUCGGAAGAGCCAUUGGCAUAGCACUCAUGAAGCAGUGUGGGUGGCGUGCUGAUCUGCGGGACCCUGACCUCGAGAUCUUUGUACAUCUUAAUGACAUUCACUCUGUGGUGGGGAUUCCUCUUUUCAGGCUUCCAUUGGCAAACAGAGAGUAUAUCAGAACAGCAGGACUGCGCUCAACAGUUGCCUGGGCCAUGGCAUCUCUGGCCGAAAUCCGUGCUGGUGCCUUUGUGCUGGAUCCCAUGUGCGGGCUAGGAACAAUACUGCUGGAGGCUGCCAAAGAGUGGCCUGAAGCCUGUUACUGGGGUGCUGAUAUAAGUGAUUCACAGUUAGAGGGUGCAGAUGUGAAUAUUAGAACUGCAGGCUUAAUGGAUAAGAUUGAGUUGCUUAAAGCUUCGGUGAAAGCCCUGCCGUUGCCUUCAGAAAGCUUUGACACUGUGAUUUCGGAUAUUCCAUUUGGGAAGAAGUUCAAGGUCACGAAUGAUGCCCAGCUCCUACCGGAUAUUCUCCAGGAAAUGGAAAGAGUGCUCCGUGUCGGAGGGACCAUUGUAUUGCUGCUGAGCCAGGAUCUCCGGAAGCGCAUGGACGGCUUGACCUCGUGUGCUGGAAGUGACUCUCCUGAGGCCACUGCUGAUGGCACCAGUGAAACAGCCACUGCAAAAGCCCCAAGUGUUGAUGAGAAUCCUUCCUCUGUGGCAGAUGGUGCUGGAGAAUCCUUUCUCAGCAGCAGCCAGACACAUUUUGGGUCUCUGGUGCCGGAUGGUGUCUAUGGGGUUAGUCUUGGGAAGACAGAGGCUUUCAUAUACAAAUACAGGAAGAUCUCUGCUGCCAGGAAUCGGCAGCUUUCUGGCACUGUGCUGAAGGAACUUGAAUCCUGAGACACUUCAGAAGCAGCUUGGCAUGACCAGUGGAACCCUUCUGAUGCAAACGAACCCCGUGCCAUCUCUUAGCUCGCCUCCCAUUCUUUGGAUGUCCUAAGGCACUGCUUCUCUCUGGUUUUUAGGAGAGAUGGAAAGUGCCUACUAGAGUUUCAGCUGGUUUCCCUGUAUUGUGCACAGUGAAACAGUAUAUGGUAUAUUGUAAUAAGCCAAAGUCCUCAAAUCCUUGUUAAGGCAAAGCUGCUCAUUAAUGGGAGGAGUUUCUAUGGGAGAGAAAGUAUUUACUGAACUGCAACCCCAAAUGGGGUAGCAUUAAAUGUAAAUGGAUUUUCACCUUCAGCAGUGUUUAUCAAGAAGCACAUCUUGUCUGAAGAAGUCUCCAUCUCUUUUUGAGGGGUAGACGUAUGCUUUACCAGGCAGUCUUUUAUUUUAAAGCUUGUUUCUGGUAAGUUUGUGAGAUCUCUUGGAGUGGAAAAUAAACUGUUUUAUGUAUUAAUUCUUUGCAGCAUUUUCAUGUGUCUAGUGGGUACGCUUUAAUUCAGCGUUUUAGGAUGAAGAGUCUUAUUUCUAUCAAAAGUAAUGCUUUUCCUCACUUGGUAAUGUUACUCCAAGGACACAGUGUGCAUGAUGGGAAAACUAGCCAAAUAGAUGAAAAAUUAGAAAUUAGGAAUGUAUUCUGCCUGAGAGAAGCACAUGGAAAAAGAUCUCAGGAAAAGAGGUUUUUUUGGUUAAUGCAAAAGCUAUUUUGGGAGGCGGGGAGGAAAUAAACUUAACUGCAGGCUUUCCCCUGGCUGCUGAGCUGAUAGUGAAGGAUUUUUAUAGAGAAUGCUUGCAGAUUGCUUUAAGAUGCUGCUUUGGACAAGCUUGUCAAACUAGGAUGGACUAAUGCAUUGUGUGUCUCUGUGCUUAGUGUGGCAAUAACCAUUAGCAGUGUGUUUGUUUGGGCUGGGUUUGCAUUGUUCUUUUUCAGAAAUUUGUUCUGUGUAGCCUGUUGGAAGCAUUACUUAUCCAUGUGCUUUCUGUGGCAGUCUCUACUCUGAGGAUCUUAGAAUUUGAAGUCUUAAGAGCCUGUGGUGUGGACUGAAGUAUGAAAACUCCAAGAGCAAUGAGGGUAUGGAUUGUAUUGGUAGGAGCCUCCUGUUAACACUGGUCUCUGGAAAUGUGCUGAUGCACAGGUUUUUGGCUUUAAACAAUACUUCUGUAAUUAUUUGCACUCCCACCCAAGAUCAGCUUUCAAAGAGGCCUUGGAGCAAAUGAUAAUGUCACAGGAAAGGCUCUUGGCCGGGGGGGUGUGGCCUCCUUACACAGCCUUUAAUGAGAAUAAUAACAAAAUUUAAAAUUAAAAUAAAAAGAAAAAUAAAAUUUAAAAAUACAACAAAAAAUGCAUUCUAAUGAAAAUAAUCCUGGCAGCCUUUGCAGCGCCUCGGUGACUUCUGCCAGGCUUUCUAAAAUAAAAAAUAAAGUUAAAAAUACCCCAAAAAUACAUUGGAUUGUCGUGUCUUUUAUUUUCUAAAGGGAGCUCCCGAGCGGUGCCCCAAGGCUGCCAGCUUCAGUCUGGAGUCGGAGCUUUUUGUGGGACUGCACAGCGAAGCUGCCUGUGGGAAUGACCUGGCUAUUGCUCAGUGUACUCCUAAUUAAAGUGUCUUUUACUCCGUGUUCCCAGGCUCCCUCUUUCCCUUCGGUCGCCGUGGACACUGUGCCGGACGCCUCUGGCAGGACUAACCCCGUGGCUUUUAUGUCCAGCGUGCUGUGCUGUGAACCUGCAGCAUCCUGUCCGAGACAAAGCUACCUUUCCUCGUGGGAAUGGACCGGCCGGGCUUUGGCAAUCUGGCCCCUCGAAAGACUAAAGUGACCUCUUCCAGCAGGGGAAGACUGAAGCAAGGGGUGCCAGGAAGAACUGGAGUCCCUGGAGAAUAAAAGCUGGAAGCGUGCCCCCGAAAAUCCCCAGCCCCGGGUGGUCAGUGGUCUGACUUGCACGGACCGGUGGCCUUGGCCAGCAGCGGUCCUGCGGGAAGCGCCUUUGCUCAGCCUGUAAUUUUAAUUUCCAUUGGAUGCUUGGAAAAUCCCCCCUGGGUGAGCCCCAGUGCCUGGCAGGAGCGGAGCGGGCUUGCAGGGAGGUGUUCACCUGGUCAGCGUCAGGAACCAUCCUAACUGAGGCCUCGGCUUUCUCUUUCCCUUCGGUCGCCGUGGAUGUGCCGGACACCUCUGGCAGGACUAACCCUGUGGCUUUUAUGUCCAACAUGCUGUGUGCCUACAGCAUCCUGUCCGAGACAAAGCUACCUUUCCUCGUGGGAAUGGACCGGCCGGGCUUUGGCAAUCUGGCCCCUCGAAAGACUAAAGUGACCUCUUCCAGCAGGGGAAGACUUUCUGGCAAGGGGUGCCAGGAAGAACUGGAGUCUCUGGAGAAUAAAAGCUGGAAGCGUGCCCCCGAAAAUCCCCAGCCCCGGGUGGUCAGUGGUCUGACUUGCAGGGACCGGUGGCCUUGGCCAGGAGCGGUCCUGCCGGCCUGUAAUUUGAAUUUCCAGAUCAGGGCUGUAAUUUUAAUUUCCACUGGGUGCUGGCAAAGCCCCCCUGGGUGAGCCCCAGUGCCUGGCAGGAGCGGAGCGGGCUUGCGGGGAGGUAUUCACCUGAUCAGUGUCAGGAAGCAUCCUACCUGAGGCCUCGGCUCCCUCUUUCCCUUCGGUCGCCGUGGGUGUGCCGGACGCCUCUGGCAGGACUAACCCCGUGGCUUUUAUGUCCAACCUGCUGUGUGCCUGCAGAAUUGCCACGAGAGGAAAUACUUCAGAGGGGCUUCCCUCCAGAUAAGCCCUGAACGUGCCAGGAGGUUUCAGCCGGGAGAAAGGAGCUGUGGAAGAAAAGCAGCCUAAAAAUAGCCAGUGGGGAUCAUCAGGUUUUCCAGGCAAGAAGAACAAGGAGAGAAAUGAGGGAAUCGGGUUCCAAUUCCUAAAGAUUUGGUGGGUGCAGGAAUGAUUUGUGUGUGUUUUCCAGUCCCUUUUGAUUCCUGGGAUGAUUUUAAAAUGAUGGCUUUAGCAAUCAACUAAA
Messenger RNA from Pseudopipra pipra, 4690 nucleotides. It is a transcript of the gene THUMPD2, whose product is annotated as THUMP domain containing 2. The coding region runs from base 122 to 1648 and encodes 508 amino acids. Lineage: Eukaryota; Metazoa; Chordata; Aves; Passeriformes; Pipridae. The record is from RefSeq and is a predicted model, not a curated record. Gene Ontology annotation, molecular function: tRNA (guanine) methyltransferase activity; RNA binding. Gene Ontology annotation, biological process: tRNA methylation. The transcript is spliced from 15 exons.